ACUAUAAAUCUGUUGGUCACCUUGGCAAGGCUGUGAACUAGCUGUGUCCAAGUGUUUGGGAAGAGAGGGAUCUUUAAGAGAUGUAGGGCGGGGGAAUAUCUCAAGGCUGAUAUAUAAAGGGAGAACCUCUGCCAUAGAUCUGGGGCAUAAGUUACGUGUGAGCCGGGACUCUACAGGGAGGAGAAAUUGUGCUGGGAAGGAAGGGCUGUGUGAAUGUUCAUAUUGUUCUUCAAGGGGUGCCCAAGAGUAUCCACUUAGCCAUGUCCUCUGCUGUUCUCUUCAUCGUUGUCCUCCUGGUCAUCACCCUGUUGAGCCAAUGGCGUUCGUGGCACGGCCAGGGCAAAGAUACGAAGGACCUGCCUGGCCCAAGGGCUUUGCCCCUCAUUGGAAACCUCUCCCACAUGCUCCAGCCGAACCUCCCCAUCCAUUUCCUCCAGCUGGCCCAUCAGUACGGACCCAUCUACCGCCUACGCCUCAGGAACAAAGAUGUGGUCGUGCUGAACAGCUCAGAAGCAAUCCGAGAGGCGCUGAUUCGGAAGUGGUCUGACUUCGCGGGACGGCCUCACAGCUUUAUCACAAACCUGGUUUCAAUGGGCGGGAAGGACCUUUCCCUGGGCAACUACACUCCAACGUGGCGCCUGCAACGGAAGCUGACCCACAUGGCCUUCCAGCGCUGCCGGCAAGGAGACAUGGAGCAGAUUGUGCACAGCCAAGCUCAACACCUCUGCAAGGUUUUUCGGAGCUAUGGCGGGGAACCUGUGGAUGUGGCCCAUGAUUUUUCCCUGCAUGCCUGUUCUGUCAUUUCUACCAUGCUCUUUGGACCUUUGGACAUGCCCAGCGUUGAAAAAAUGCACGACUGCAUGAUCGAAAUGGUAAAAACUUGGAAUGCUGUUCCCAUCAGGGUUCUGGAUUUCUGGCCAAUACUCAAAAUUUUUCCUAACCCCACAUUGAGGCACCUCCUUUCCUGCCUUGAAAACCGAGACGUCUUGGUCCAAAGCCAGAUGGCGAAACACCAGAAGCCUGAUCAUUCAUCAGAGGAACAAGACAUGUUGGACCACAUGCUGCACUUCCUUCAUGACCAUGACAUCAAGAAGUGGGGGGACACGGGACUCCUCCCUGACCAUGUCCACAUGGCUGUUGUCGACCUGGUCAUUGGAGGUACUGAGACGACAGCUACCUUACUGACCUGGGCUGUGGCCUUUCUGCUGCAUCGUCCACAGAUUCAGGAGCUAAUCCACAAGGAGUUAAUGGCAGUAGUAGGACCACAUCGUGACCCUACAUAUAGCGACCGGGACCAUCUGCCCUACCUCAAUGCCACCAUCUGGGAGGCACUGCGCAUGCGUCCCUCAGCACCCCUUGCUUUGCCUCACAUGACCAUUCGGGAUACCAGUCUGGCUGGGUUUUCCAUCCCCAAAGGCACAACGGUCAUCCCCAAUCUCUAUGGCGCUCACCAGGACCCAAGCAAAUGGCCAAAUCCUCAGGAGUUCCGACCAGAGAGGUUCCUGGAGAGCCAAGCCUUGGCCGAAGCCCAGCGGCAGUUGGUACCCUUUAGCUGUGGGGCCCGGGUCUGCUUAGGAGAAGCCUUGGCUCGGAUGGAGGCCUUUCUCUUCAUUGCUUACAUACUGCGGGAUUUCCAGAUUUUGCCUUCUCCAUCUGGAUCGCUACCAGAUCUCCAGCCACACUGUGAGUUCCUCAUGCUUUGCAAGCCAUUCAUGGCGCGGCUGGUGCCGUGGGUGGAGGAUGAGUCUGCAGAAUGA
Anolis sagrei ordinatus is the source of this 1757-nucleotide messenger RNA. It is a transcript of the gene CYP21A2, whose product is annotated as cytochrome P450 family 21 subfamily A member 2. Gene Ontology annotation, biological process: progesterone metabolic process; hormone biosynthetic process. Gene Ontology annotation, molecular function: iron ion binding; steroid 17-alpha-monooxygenase activity; heme binding. The record is from RefSeq and is a predicted model, not a curated record. Lineage: Eukaryota; Metazoa; Chordata; Lepidosauria; Squamata; Anolidae.